This is a messenger RNA of Cyanistes caeruleus (blue tit), 2535 nucleotides long. NCBI's taxonomy places the organism in Eukaryota, Metazoa, Chordata, Aves, Passeriformes, Paridae. The record is from RefSeq and is a predicted model, not a curated record.
GUGGAAUGGAACGGUGGAAUGGACAAGAGCUGGCGGUGACAAGACCACACCAGAGUACUCAGUGCAUGCGACGGGACAGGACGCACCAGAGCUGUGCUGUGAGGAGUCCCCACACAGCACACUCGUCUGUGUCUGACCCGGAGCUUUAGUGAGGCGUUAUUCGUGCAGCUGACGUCGUGGCCAGACUGUGGGACUUGAAGGUGCCCUCAAGGCCACAUUGGAUCAUGGCGGGCAGAUUCCUCAACCUGUUCAAGGUGUUCAGCUGGAAAAGAAACACAGACGCUGGAGCUGCCCCAGCACAACACCCGGAAGAGCCAGAGCAGUUCCAGCCUCUGCAGGAUGAUGCAGCCAUGGACCGAAGACAAGAGCAGGAGCCCACCCGUGGCCGCUUCAGCAGAACGCUGAAGAGGUUCCGGAAAUUCCUGCCAAUUCGGCAUCGAAAGAUCAGCCCCAUAGGAACUGAGGGCACAGCUGAGCCUGACUCCGGGCUGACCGAGCUCCAGGCAGAGCCUGAUGUCAGCCCAGAUUCAGCUGAGCCCUCAGAAAACUCCGAUGCUGCCGUGAGUGACAACAGGGCAGAGGCUGACGUGGCGCUGACCGAGGACAUGGCCAUUCCAAACACCGGAGAGACUCAGGGCAUCACAAAUACUGACACUAUGCCCCCUCCCACAGUGCCAGCUACUGUGAGGAACAUUCACCAGAGUCUCAUGUGCUAUGUUACGGUGGAUGCCACACUGCCCACUAACAUUGUGAAGCUGGCUGAACAACACCCUAUGGAUGUGGUGCUGACCCUCCUGCGCUGUGCCCCAUCGUGUGACAGAGCUGCUGCAGUGAUGUGGAAAACCAUAGCCUCAUCAGGACCAGUGUUGGAGAAGGUGCUGCCAACACUGCUCCGUGUGAUGGAGAACUGGCCACUUUGCAGCAUCUGCACCUCUGAUGGGGACAAUAAGGACGUUUUUGCUCUGGCUGCAACUCUGGUGCUCUGGGUGAUUAUGCAAGUGCCCCAGAGCCAUGAGGUGAUAAUGCAUGUUUGCCCAUCUCUGUUUACGGCUCUGCUGUUGCACGUUUUCACCACCACACAGCUGAUGCCAGCAGAAGUUGAUAACUUCUGGAGAGAAUGCCAGGAGCAACACCACCUUCCCAGAAAACCCAACAGGUUUGCAGUGCAGGCCAUGAAGGCGCUGCUCUGCUGUCUGCAGUAUGACAGUGAGCUGAUGGCCAUGGAGCGCAAGUGUGGCUGGGAAACGCUGCUCCGUGCUGACACCCAGCACUAUGCCGUGGGUCUGUUGGCCAGGGUGAUGCGCCGUGGCUUGAUGCCCUUGUGUUGCCAUGUCGCAUACCAAUUUCUCCGGAGGCUCAUCAGGGAGGAGGCACGUUGGGAUCUGUCCACCCUGGCAUUCCUUGUGGAGGUCCUGGAUUGCCUGGACUUGCGUGAAUGUGGUGACAGUGUCCUGGAGAUCGCGUCAAGGCACCUGCAGAGCGAGUGCAGGCAGAGGCGUCGCCUGGCGCUCAGAGGCCUCGUGGUGCUCAGCAAGGAACCCUCGAUGGCCAGACCUAUACACAGCCUGUGUCGAAGCUUCCUGCAGCUGCUGAGUGAUACAGACGAAGAAGUGGUCAGCAUGUCCCUGUCUGUAUUCACGAAUAUGCUCCAGAAAAAAAAUCUUCUGUUAUCAAGGACUGCAGCUCCCAAGAUAGCUGAGCCACUUCUGAUGCUUUUUGACCAUGACAAAAGCCACGUGCAGGUGCUCUCCAUUCACCUCUUCUGCAAGGUGAUGGACCUGGUAGUGGAUGAGGGAAAAAAGCCCCUGGAGAGACUCGUGAACCAGAGCCUGCUCCCGCUCAUUUUGCACUGCCAUGAUGAGAACUGGCGCGUGGCAAAUGCCUCUUGGGAAACGCUGCACUGUGCUGCCACAUUCUUGAACAACACAGAUCUCCAGAGGGUGCUGAAAACAGAGAAUCUGUCGAAGAUCACUGAAUGUGUGCUGGCACAGGACGAGAGCCGAGCGGCAGAGUACCUGCACCGGGCAUUGCCAUAUCUGGAUAGCCCGCAGGAGCCCCUACGAGAGGCAGCCGUCAGGUUCAUCGGGACGGUCAGGAAGUUCAUGCACAAGGGCGCACAAGGAAGAGCUGCAGACCCUCAGUGAGGCCAUUCAAGCCCCAAGGACAGACACCACUCCAUCCCACUGCAACCUGAACAGUCAAGCUCAGUUUGCCAGUGAACAAGUGUCCCAAGAACAGCUGCAGGACACACUGAAGAGGACACCACCUCCCAGUGCCACUGGAGAUCCAGGCAUAGCUGAUAACUGGCACAGCUGAGCCUGUGGGAUUCUCAUGGGGCUUCAGCUCUCUCCCAGCCUGUAGAUAGCUCCCUCCAGCCUUCAGACUGUGCCCAUCCCCUUUUUUCCCUCUGUUCUUCCUCCCUUUUGACAGCUCCUUACCUGCAGCCCUCCGUCUAUGCCCAUCCCCUUCUUUCCCUUUCCAGUUCAUCCCUUUGCUUCACCUUACAUUAAUAAACAGUUUGCCUUUUUCACUUAA